This is a messenger RNA of Hydatigera taeniaeformis, 801 nucleotides long. Lineage: Eukaryota; Metazoa; Platyhelminthes; Cestoda; Cyclophyllidea; Taeniidae. The record is from the annotation of a GenBank genome assembly.
AUGGCUAAGUGGGGUGAAGGGGAUCCUCGGUGGAUUGUCGAAGAACGAGCUGACGCCAAGAAUGUAAAUAAUUGGCAUUGGAUAGAAAAAAAGGCCACACAAUGGUCAAUCGAUAAGAUCAAGUCUCUGCUUACAGGUUUUAUCGUUGAUACAGAUAAAUGUGAGAAGUUUGUUAUCGCUCAUUGUUUAGAUUACCUUGAGGUAGUCAAAGUUAGUAAAUGUGAGGGGGAGGCUGCUGCCAAUAAUAGAAAAGCUAAGCUGAUAAUCUUCUAUGAAUGGGUCAUUGAAAUGGAAUGGAAAGGAUGUAAAAAAGGUGGUGAAAGUCCUGUCAAGGCCUAUGGAACGGUAGUAGUGAACAACUUGAGUGAGGAAUACUCUCCUGAGGAGUGGGACUUUGAGGUUUCUUGUCAGUCCACCAAACCUGAGGCUAAUGAAUUAAAGGAAUUUCUUCGAACGGAGGGAGCUAUUUACUUGCGGAAGCAGCUUGAGAUCUAUGUAACUGAUUUGAAGCAUGAGUAUGGGAAAGAUCUCAUCUUGCCAACAAAAGAUAAGCCGGAUAUUCCCAACUCAAUCAUGAAGCAACCUCCGAAUACCAAACCACUGGUUGAUACCAUACGGAGUUCUGAUAUAGCUUCCUCAAAAAUGCAUGCGGUUGCAGGAGAAGUUGAUGCUCAAAGUACUGUCCAGAUUUCAUUGCAGGAGGACUUUAUAUGCACGCCUGAAGAUCUGUAUAAGGUUUUCGUUACAGAAGAGGUACGUAUUGUUACUUACCUUCAUGUCUUCCUACUUAAAACGAUUUGA